Molecule: messenger RNA, 4518 nt
Organism: Marmota monax (woodchuck)
Lineage: Eukaryota; Metazoa; Chordata; Mammalia; Rodentia; Sciuridae
Gene: Rskr
Product: ribosomal protein S6 kinase related
Exons: 11
Coding region: 674-1792 (372 amino acids)
Biological process (GO): protein phosphorylation
Molecular function (GO): ATP binding; protein kinase activity
Source: RefSeq, a predicted model, not a curated record
UUCUAUCACAGAUACUUGCCAGUCCUCGUAUGACAUUGGUCCAAAGCUGAUGGGUCUGUGCACAUUAGAACAGGCGGGGCUCCUGUUUAAUUCAGCAUCCAGUGGAGGGAUUGCUUAUAUAACUGGGACAACAGAUUUAGUGGAAGGAGAGAGGAGGCAAAGGCUGGGAAUGGGAGCGGUGAGCUGUCGGCAGGGGCAACACACCCAGGUGACUGCACCUCACAAGGUAGGCUGUGGGGGCUCUGGCAGCCUAUUGAAAGUGAAGGAGGCAUGGGCCUCCUGAGGCCCAGGAAGUGCCUAGUUACUAGCAUGUCAGUGAUACCCAUUGUGGGGGUGGGACAGGGAGACUGUGAUGUGAAAGCAUUGCAGCCCUGUUCUGAGGCACAGGUUGUUUUCCUGGUGCAUCAUGAAAAAAAAUUCCAACGGUUGCUUUACUAGAGGAUUUGAAUUAUGUCCAGGAAAUCCAGAUCUUCUCACAAAGCAAGGGUAAUAGGAAUUUUGAUUGGUAUUCAAAAAUGUACCUCUAGUGAUUGAGACUUGAGGGGAGUGCCUACUAAGAUGUGCAGAAACUGUAAUACUUCAGGGCCAGGUUUAGAGUGGCUCCCUUGCUUCUCAGCAGGGUGACAACAUCCAGGGCCCCUGGGUCCGAGGCUGGAAGAGCCUCUGGUCAGGUAUGGGGACCAUCAGGUCAGGUCUGGAAGAACUAUGGCAACUACAAGGGCAUCAAUGCCUACACCAGAAGCCCCUAGAGGCGACCCCACUGCUGGUAGAGAAGCCUUUGUCUGAGUGGCCAGUGCCUCAGUUCAUCAGCCUCUUUCUACCAGAGUUUCCCAUGAGGCCCAUUAGGGGGCAGCAGCAGUUGAAGAUUUUAGGUCUUGUGGCUAAAGGCUCUUUUGGAACUGUCCUGAAGGUGCUAGAUUGUGCCCAGAAAGCUGUAUUUGCAGUGAAGGUGGUACCCAAGGUGAAAGUCCUACAGAGGGACACCCUGAGGCAGUGCAAAGAGGAGGUCAGCAUCCAGAGACAGAUCAACCACCCUUUUGUACACAGCUUGGGGGACAGCUGGCAGGGAAAACGGCAUCUCUUCAUCAAUUUCUGGUGCUUUGCAGUGUGUAUCUACUGCAGCACUGAUCUGUACUCCCUGUGGUCUGCUGUUGGCUGCUUUCCUGAGGCUUCCAUUCGUCUCUUUGCGGCUGAGCUGGUCCUUGUGCUGUGCUAUCUCCAUGACGUGGGCAUCAUCCAUCGAGACGUGAAGAUGGAGAAUAUCCUUCUGGAUGAAAGAGGCCAUCUGAAACUGACAGACUUUGGUCUGUCCCGCCACCUGCCCCAGGGAGCCCGAGCCUAUACUAUCUGUGGCACUCUUCAAUACAUGGCCCCAGAGGUCCUGAGUGGUGGGCCUUACAACCAUGCUGCUGAUUGGUGGUCCCUGGGUGUCUUGCUUUUCUCUCUGGCAACUGGAAAGUUCCCAGUGGCUGCAGAGAAAGAUCAUGUGGCCAUGUUGGCAAGUGUGACCCACUGUGACUCUGAAAUUCCAGCUUCUCUUAACCAGGAGCUCUCUCUCCUGCUUCAUGAGCUCCUAUGCCAGAACCCCCUCCACCGUCUACGUUAUCUACAUCACUUCCAGGUCCACCCCUUCUUUAGGGGUGUGACCUUUGACCCAGAGCUCCUACAGAAGCAGCCAGUGGACUUUGUCAUGAAGACACAAGAUACUCAGCCCAGUCCAUUGGAGUCCAAACCCUUCAAGGACUUUGACUGUGAUCUGGAGUCCUUCCUGGUCCACUCUGUCCCUGCUUGACCCUGUCUACUAUAGAUUGGGGCCCAGCUGGGAACCUGAGGAUCUCUUCCACUACCAACUCAGUAUUACCACUUUGAUGAUCUAGUUUUGACUUUGUAGCCCCUUACUAUUCUAUUCUUCUAGGCAUUAGUCUAGAGUUCAAAUUUUGGGCACUCAGUUCCCCAUCAUACAACUUACCGGUUCAUAUAACAUCUCAGGUCAGAGUGGUAACUUUUUCCUUUGUUUCACUUCUCCAGUCUGUAGCAAAAGGCUUCCUCUACCUUUCUCUUUCCUUGUUUCUUUGCCAUGUUUCCUUUCUUGGGUAAUAACAACACUUCAUGGACUCCAAAGGUGCUAUUUAUAUGUUUAAUAGGCUAGUCAGAAGAAAUAUGUUUUUCAAAGGCUUAAAAAGUUGGCAUCUUAACACCUAAAUAUGCAGCUAAAAAAUAGAGUCUGGGAGUUGGGCAUAGUGAUGCAUGUCUGUAAUUCUAGCUACUUGGGAGGAUAAGGCAGGAAAAGUUUGAGGCCAGACUUGGCAACUUAAUGUCUCAAAAUGGAAAAAAAAAAGGCUGGGGAUAUAGUAGAAUGUUCUUGAGUUCAACCCACAAUACUGGGGUUAGGGGGAACUAAAACAAAAACUGGGGCUAAAGGUCAGUUGUCAGUAAAUCUAAUUUUUAAAAAUUGGAAAAUGAGCUAGGUAUGGUGGUGCAUGCCUGUAAUCACAGAAACUUGGGAAGCUGAGGCAGGAGGAUCAUAAGUUCAAGGUGAACCUCAGCAACUUAGCAAGACCAUGUCUCAAAAUAAGAAAUAAAAAGGGCUGGGGUUAUAGCUCAGUGGUAAAGCACCCCUAGGUUCAAUAAUUAAUACCAAAAAAAGGUGGGGGGAAUGAAUGCAAUAGCCUAAAGUGAAAAAGAAAAUAGAAACUAAAACAUGGGGGAUUAAAUGUCUUCUCUAGGGGUAACUGGAAUAGCUACCAAAAUAUUUUCCAAAAGACGAAAAGAAGUAGUGAACUGAACAUUUCUCCUAGACAGCUCAAAAUGCAGUUUUUUAUCGGCAAAUCAAGGGAUUCAAAGGCAUACAUCAACCUUAAGAUUUAAGGUUAGAGAUGUAUCUCAAGAACCUUUUCCUUUUGUAAGAAAAAUCACCUGGUCCUUGAAUUUACAAACAAUUCUUUUUUUUUUUUUUUUUUUUUUUUUUGGUGCUGAGGAUUGAACCCAGGGCCUUGUGUAUGCAAGGCAAGCACUUUACCAACUGAGCUAUAUCCCCAGCCCUACAAUUCUUUUAUGACUUUCUUUUUUCAUUUUCCUAAACUAACUUCUCAGAAGCUUCAUUUUAAUUCUGAUAUUUGAGGGGAAAAUUUGCUUUUAGCUGGGCAUGAUGGUGCACAUCUAUAAUCCCAGCAGCUCUGGAGGCUGAGGCAGGAGGAUUAUGAAUUCAAAACCAGCCUUAGCAACUUAGGGUCUUGCUGAAUUCUUGGUGCCUCACUAUCUCUAAAUAACAUAUAAAAGGGCUAGGAAUAUAGCUCAGUGGUGGAGCACCCUUGUGUUCAAUCCUUGGAAUUACCCACCCCCCCCAAAUUUGCUUUUAUAUAGACCACGUUAUAUCUUCAAUUAUAUCUGUUCUCUCUUUUCCAAUCCAAAGAGUCUGAGAGUAUCCUGUAUAUUUGUGCUUAUUAUUUCUGUCUCUGUAUUAAGCCAGAUUUUGCCUGUAUAUAAUUGGCAUUUUGUUAGUCUCUGCAGAAUUGCUUUUUCUGGAUUGUACUUCAGCAGUCCAUAUGAAUCUCUAUAAAACUUGAGUCUGUAAAAAGGUGUUAAUCAUUACAGUUCAUAAAUUUUCUCUGUGUCUAGUUGUGCUUUUCCUGAAUUGCUGUUUGGUUUUUACCUUAAAGAUAGUAAAUAUUCAACUGACUAUCUUUUUCUUCUCAUGCUAAUAUUAGACUACUUAAAGCCCAAAUUGUGCCCCACCUUCAGCAACCAUUUAUGUAUUUUGCAUGUUAGUCACAUUCUUGGUUCCAACUUGCUUUUAUUUUCCUUAUUCUCAGUUUUCUAUUCUAAUCUUUUUAAAAAUUACUGUAUUAUCUACAUUUUUGUAAGCCUUUUUUGGAAUAAGAUUGGGAUAUAAAUAAAUAAAAGAAUGUAUCCUUUAUCCUUUUAUCUCAUUUUUAUAGUUUUAUUACUUUUAAAAAGUUGUGAUGAGGGCUGGGGAUGUGGCUCAGUGGUAGAGCACUUGCCUCACAUGUGUGAGACACUGUGUUCAAUUCUCAGCAUUGCAUAUAAAUAAGGAAUAAAAUAAAGGUCCAUCAACAACCAAAAAAAAAAUUGUAAUGAACAGAAUUAUAUAUUGGAUAAAAUCCCUAAACAUAAAAAAAAUGGGAAUUAAUGGUUUCUAAAAUAGCAGUUAAGAGCAUUAGCUUAGAAUUUAUAUCUGAUGCCUAGAUUUAUCUGUCUCUGUCUUUUUUGGGGGGUGGGGGUACUGGAGAUUGAACUCAGAGGCACCUGACCACUGAGCCAUAUCCCCAGCCCUAUUUUGUAUUUUACUGAGAGACAGGGUCUCACUCAGUUCCUUAGUGCCUCGGUUUUUUUGCUGAAGCUGGCUUUGAACUCGAGAUCCUCUUGUCUUAGCCUUCUGAGCCACUGGGAUUACGGGCAUGUGCCAUGGUGCCCAGCUAUCUCAUUGUUUUUAAAUAAGUCAUUUCAACCCUUCUGGAGCAUAGUUUCCUGAUAAAUAAAAUAAUCACUGGUUCUUUA